CACUUGUAAUGUGGAAAUCGGAAACAAUCCAAUUAUCCAAACGAUGGCUAUCUUUUCUUCAUCCAUGGCUGCUAUGCUCCUUCUAGGGCUCCCCACUGCAAACCUGGAUCCUACUGUUGCACAAAUUGGUGUUUGCUAUGGGAUGCUUGGCAACAAUCUCCCAAAUGCAAGGGAAGUCAUCAAUCUUUACAAAUCAAACAACAUCAAGCGAAUGAGACUCUACGAUCCAAAUCAACAAGCAUUACAAGCUCUUAGAGGCUCAAACAUUGAAGUAAUUUUAGGUGUUCCGAAUGAUCAACUUCAAAACCUUGCUAACCCUUCUAAAGCAAAAUCAUGGGUUCGAUCAAAUGUUGUAGCCUAUUGGCCAAGAGUCCGGUUUCGAUACAUUGCUGUUGGGAAUGAAGUCCCUCCAUCAUCUUCAUUAGCUCAAUUUGUGUUGCCUGCCGUAGUGAAUGUAUUCAAUGCAGUUCGAUCAGCUGGUUUGGAGAGUCAAAUCAAGGUCUCAAUCGCCAUCGAUAUGACUUUGAUUGGUGUCUCAUACCCUCCGUCGGCUGGUGCGUUUCGUGGGGACGUUAGGUCGUAUCUAGACCCUAUCAUAGGCCACUUAGCAUGGGCUAGAACAGCAUUGCUUACCAACGUUUAUACUUACUUUAGCUAUUCAGGCAAUCCAAGGGACAUCUCACUUCCGUAUGCUCUUUUCACAUCCCCUUCGCCUAUUGUAUGGGAUCAAGGACGUGGAUACCAAAACCUAUUUGAUGCAAUGUUGGAUUCGUUAUACUCGGCUCUUGAGAAAGCCGGACAAGGUGGACUUGAAGUUGUGGUAUCAGAAAGCGGAUGGCCUUCAGCUGGUGGGUUCGGGACGUCGGUUGAUAACGCAGCCACUUAUCUAUCGAACUUGAUUAAACAUGUCCAAAAAGGUACCCCAAAGAGGCCAGGAAAAGCUAUAGAGACAUAUUUGUUUGCUUUGUUUGAUGAAAACCAAAAAUCGGGUCCAGAGCUAGAGAGACACUUUGGGUUAUUUUCACCAAACAAGCAGCCAAAAUAUCAGCUCCAUUUUGGUGGGGGAAGGCAUUGGGAUAUUGCUUCUAAGGAAUAUAAUGCAACCUUUCCUCUUCAAUCUGAUAUGUAAAAAUCUGCAAAGCUUGGGGAAUUUGGGGAGUUUUGUCUUUUUAUUGAGUUUUCUUUUUUAUUAUCCUAUGUGUUUUCGUCUUAAAUAAGGGAACUCUCAUGGUGUUAAUUUGAUGUAUUUUUAUCAUCAAAAGAGCUUUCAAAUAUUAUAAUGUUUACAUUAAUUUGAA
Molecule: messenger RNA, 1298 nt
Organism: Gossypium arboreum
Lineage: Eukaryota; Viridiplantae; Streptophyta; Magnoliopsida; Malvales; Malvaceae
Product: glucan endo-1,3-beta-glucosidase, basic vacuolar isoform-like
Exons: 2
Coding region: 44-1129 (361 amino acids)
Biological process (GO): carbohydrate metabolic process
Cellular component (GO): plasma membrane
Molecular function (GO): hydrolase activity, hydrolyzing O-glycosyl compounds
Source: RefSeq, a predicted model, not a curated record